Molecule: messenger RNA, 795 nt
Organism: Panicum virgatum (switchgrass)
Lineage: Eukaryota; Viridiplantae; Streptophyta; Magnoliopsida; Poales; Poaceae
Product: small nuclear ribonucleoprotein Sm D2-like
Exons: 5
Coding region: 300-614 (104 amino acids)
Biological process (GO): spliceosomal snRNP assembly; RNA splicing
Cellular component (GO): U5 snRNP; catalytic step 2 spliceosome; U4/U6 x U5 tri-snRNP complex
Molecular function (GO): RNA binding
Source: RefSeq, a predicted model, not a curated record
GUGAUGGCCGUGCGUGGACUCGAGAUCCAUCCGGACCUAGUUUUGUUGCUUUCAAUGCCCUAGUAGUUAGUUUGAUUGCUCGUUGUUUGCUUUCGCCCUCCAGAAAUCCCAGUGUGAGAAGGGCCUCUAGCUGACUUGGUUAGGAAACCAACGGCACUCCUAACUCUUGGGUUCGACUCCCUAUGGAGCGAACCUUAGCUUGAGGUUAAAAAAAUCCCCUCGCAUGCUCCAUGUCCAAAGCACGUGUAUGGUCCGGCCUAACUCACAAGAUUGCCGGCUCUACUUGGUGAGCCGCACGGAUGGCGGAGGAUGCCAAUGGAAAGAAGGAGGAGGAGGAGUUCAGCACAGGCCCUCUGUCAGUGCUGAUGAUGAGCGUCAAGAACAAUACCCAGGUUCUUAUCAACUGCCGGAACAACAAGAAGUUACUUGGUCGUGUGAGGGCAUUUGAUCGGCAUUGCAACAUGGUUCUUGAGAAUGUUAGGGAGAUGUGGACUGAGAUACCGAAGACUGGUAAAGGCAAGAAGAAGGCUCUUCCGGUGAACAAAGACAGGUUCAUAAGCAAGAUGUUCCUCCGUGGGGAUUCAGUCAUCAUUGUUCUCAGGAACCCGAAAUGAGUUGGACAACUUUGCUAGCUUGCUGUCUAAUCUGUAUGCCAAACACUGUUCCAUUCGUAUAAGAGACGAUUCUUGGUGGAGUGUUUUAGUUGGAUGCUGUGAUGCACCUCUUGCGUUCACUGGUACUUUCUAUUUGGCCCAAUCAUUAUCAAAUUUAGAACUCCACUGUUCCAUUUGUCGA